Venustampulla echinocandica is the source of this 1032-nucleotide messenger RNA. RefSeq names its product 3-hydroxyisobutyrate dehydrogenase. Gene Ontology annotation, molecular function: 3-hydroxyisobutyrate dehydrogenase activity; NADP binding; NAD binding. The transcript has 3 exons. Bases 1 to 1032 code for a protein of 343 amino acids. NCBI's taxonomy places the organism in Eukaryota, Fungi, Ascomycota, Leotiomycetes, Helotiales, Pleuroascaceae. Gene Ontology annotation, cellular component: mitochondrion. The record is from RefSeq and is a predicted model, not a curated record. Gene Ontology annotation, biological process: L-valine catabolic process.
AUGAGAUCCAACAUCAGGAUAGUUAGCCCAGCAGGCCGGGCAGCGCUGCAAUAUGUUCAACGGAGGAACUUCUCGUCGUCCUUGAGAUGCAAUGCACAGUGGGGGUUUAUAGGCCUCGGCCAAAUGGGGUACAAUAUGGCUAGGAACCUGCAAGCAAAACUGCCCUCCUCAGAUACCCUCCGAGUCUACGAUAUCAACCAAGAAUCUCUAAACCGAUUCGUGGACGAGACAAAGGCUUUGUCGAAGGGGGCCGCUGUGCAACUCGCUUCCAGUGUGAGGGAAGCAGCGGAAGAUUCUGAAACAACAAUCACUGUCUUGCCUGAACCGUCCCAUGUCAAGAAAGUAUUCGGAGAGCUCCUCAAGCCGGUUCUUUCUACUCAGCGAGUUGCAAACCCAGACCGUCUCUUUAUCGAUUGCUCUACAAUCGACCCAGCUUCUUCGAGAGAAGUCGCUAGUGCCGUUCAUUCUACAAACCAAGGUAGCUUCGUUGAUGGCCCGAUGUCGGGUGGAGUUGUUGGCGCCACCGCCGGAACUCUAACAUUCAUGGUUGGCGCCCCCGACUCCUUAUUCCCCCGCGUCGAAUCAAUUCUCUUAAUGAUGGGCAAAAAAUCUCUUCAUUGCGGCGCCCAAGGCGCCGGUCUCUCAGGCAAACUGGCAAACAACUACCUUCUGGCCAUAAACAACAUCGCCACAGCCGAAGCCAUGAACCUAGGUAUCAAAUGGGGUCUCGACCCCAAAGUCCUCGGCAACCUGAUCAACAUCAGUACCGGCAAGUGCUGGCCGAGCGAGGUCAAUAAUCCCGUAAAGGGCGUUGUGCCUGCCUCUCCGGCGAAUAGGGAUUAUAGCGGCGGCUUCGGCAUCGGGCUCAUGAAGAAGGACUUGAAACUUGCGAUCCAGGCUGCCGGUGAAGCGGGAGCACGUCUCGAGCUCGGUGAUAGAGCGCGAGAGGUCUAUGAGUCUGCUGAGAAGCGGGAGGAUUGCAAGGGGAGGGAUUUCUCUGUAGUUUAUAGAUAUCUUGGAGGGAAAGAAUAA